Messenger RNA from Cercopithifilaria johnstoni, 504 nucleotides. The record is from the annotation of a GenBank genome assembly. Lineage: Eukaryota; Metazoa; Nematoda; Chromadorea; Rhabditida; Onchocercidae.
AUGCUACCAUUUAUUGGAUCUAUCACAAGCAAUUGCUGUUCUAUAUUGACUCAACAACAAACAAGAGAGCAAGAAGAUUUGGAUGGUGGAAUUUUGACCAUUAUUGGACUACGAAUAGCCAAUAGAAAUAAUACGAUUAAACGAACAACGGAAAAAUCCUGUGAUAACGAUUAUUUUCCCCCACUAACUGAUAAUGAUAAUGAUAACAUUGAUAAUAAUAUGAUGGAAUCAUCUGGUGAUAUUGUACAUUUUCAAAGAACUCUAACACGAAGUGCGGAAUCACUGUAUCCGUCCGGCAUUAAUCACUUGCAAUCAUCAUCAAUGCGACGCUAUUCGCAUAAUCUCAACAGCGAACGACGCCGAUUAUCCUUAUGGACACGACCAACUUUAGAAGAAAUGAUGACCAGAGUAAACCGCCGUGUAUCAGACGGUCCAAGAUCACUUCAUUCUGCACAAUAUGAUCCUGUUAGAGGUCUGACACCAAUUAAUUUACCAAAUUUUUAA